AUGCGAUACAAUCCAACCUAUGGAACUAAACCAAGCCUGGAGGAACAGAGGGUUCACUGUGACCUGGAGCGACACACACCACUGCGACAGAGAGCCUGAUAACCAAUACAGCAAUGCUGACGGAUGGACGGAAGGCUGGUAUCGAUUCACCGGUGACGCCGGAACAAAAUUAGCAAAUGAGUGUGUACAACCUUUCCAUUGCGGCUCCUACGCCAACAUGUGGCUCAGCGACCCUGAACCAGCUGAGGCCGACGGCUCGGUGGACAGGCAAGUCUGUGUCAGCUCGGAGCCAGAUUGCUGCGUCGACACCCUAACAGUGAAGGUUCUCAACUGUGGCUCACACUUCUUGUAUUACUUGCCACAAGCGCCUGCCUGCUACGCAACUUUCUGUGGAGAUAACUAGGCUCAGUCGCACAACCCGC
Molecule: messenger RNA, 422 nt
Organism: Lingula anatina
Lineage: Eukaryota; Metazoa; Brachiopoda; Lingulata; Lingulida; Lingulidae
Source: RefSeq, a predicted model, not a curated record